Molecule: messenger RNA, 2629 nt
Organism: Bactrocera oleae (olive fruit fly)
Lineage: Eukaryota; Metazoa; Arthropoda; Insecta; Diptera; Tephritidae
Source: RefSeq, a predicted model, not a curated record
CACUAAACCUACCACGAGCGGUCAAAUGACCGUUUUCAAAUUUUCUUUAAAAUUUUCUAAGCACCACGUUAUUAUACCGCCAUUAAACUUCAUGACUUUUCCUAAAAUAUGCAUACAAUUGUUUUUUUAAUAUUUACUACUUUUUCGAUUCUUUGAUUUUUGAGAUAACUAUGUAGACCGUUUUAACUACCACGAGCGGUCAUUUGACCGACUGAACGAUUUAUAUGUUUUUGUAAUAGAAUACUCUCGAAAACUCAAAUCUGAAAUUAAAAAAUAGAUACUGUUAACGAUUCAUCAUAAGUUCCAUUAACUUGAGAGAUUUAUGCUAUACAAUUUGGCAGCACCAUUCUCUAGGUGCAAUCUGGCAUCAUCAUUAUCAGCUGACGCACUUUAGCUUCGGCAUUUUUACCGUUGUUUGGGUCAGACCAUUGUGAAGCACACAAGAACAACAGGAAUCACCAUUAUCAGGUGAUGCGUUUGGCUUUGGCAUAUCAUACCAUUCUACUGUUGUUUAGUCAGGCCAUUUUGCCGUAUGCAAUAACAACUUUGUUAUUUUCGUCAGUUCUCUUACAUACUAAUUUUCUAUAUAAGCAUAAGUUAGCAUAAGAUUGAGUUCAGUUGUUUGUAAAAGGAUUUGGAUGGUACUUGGAGCGUACCAAAGAAAUAGUGGAAAUAGUGAUGUUAUAAAUUACUCUUUCAACGAACCACAUUUUUUAGUUUUUAUUUCAUUAUUUGUGUGCAUCUAUAUCAGCCUAAAAAUGUCAAGGCAUUCGAUAAAUAUCAAAUUAUUAGAGAAUAUAAAUAAUAUUGACGAAGAGUGUUCGGAAGAUGAACGGGAAUUUUCUGAUAAUGAAGAUGACAAAGAGGAAAAUGAUUUUGAUUUAUUUGGCAACGACUCUGACACCGAUAGUGACCAAGAAAACAUUUUGAACAUACGUAGAAGACAAAAGAGAAGGAUAUUUGUAAUUAGUUCCGAAAGUGAGAAUGAAGAAGAGCUAACCGAAACUGCUAUAGACGGAACUGAAUGGCAAGAAAUAAAAGAAGGGUCUAAUCCUGGAAGAACAGAGAUGCAUAAUAUUUUUAGAGAAACAUCAGGCCCAACCGGGCAUUCUGAACGAACUAUUAUGAAAGAUAAAUUUUUUACAGCAUUUUCUCUUAUUGUUGACCAUAAUACAAUCGAACAUAUAAGAAACUGCACGGAAGCCGAGGCAUUUCGAGUGUUGGGAACUAAAUGGAAUCUAUCUACUGCAAAAUUAUAUGCAUUUAUCGGAUUAUUGUAUGCACGAGGUGCAUAUGAGGCAAGAAAUUUAGAUAUUUCACUCCUAUGGAACAAAAAAUGGGGACCAGCAUUUUUCUCAAAUACUAUGAGCAGAAAUGCAUUUACGGAAAUUAUGAGGUUUAUUCGGUUUGAUCAAAGAAAUCAAAGAAGUCAUCGCUUACAAACCGAUAAAUUCGCUUUGAUUUCUAAAGUUUGGAACAAAUUCGUAGAGAAUAGCCAAAACUGUUAUAAACCAGGAGCAUAUAUUACUAUAGAUGAACAAUUGUUUCCAACAAAGUCAAGAUGCAGAUUUACCCAGUACAUGCCAAAUAAACCCGACAAAUUUGGCAUCAAAUUCUGGCUAGCGUCCGAUGUAAAUAGCAAAUAUAUAAUAAACGGCUUUCCUUAUUUGGGAAAAGAUGAAAGCAGAGAUCCUUCAGUUCCCCUUGGGGAGUUUGUCGCUCUGAAAUUAGUAGAACCGUAUACAGGUCGGGGAAGAAAUAUAACCAUGGACAAUUUUUUUACAAGCAUUUCGAUAGCGACUAAACUUUUUAGAAAAAAAAACUACGGUUGUUGGAACAAUUCGAGCAAAUAAAAGAGAGUUACCAAAAUUGGCAAAACAGAAAAAAGACAAUAUGACACGUUUCUCAACAAAAUUAUAUCGGACAAAUAAUUGUACUCUGACAGUUUAUAAGGCUAAACAAAAUAAAAAGGUAUUGAUUCUUAGCUCAAUGCAUAAUUCGGUGAAAAUUGAAAAAAAUGAUGCCUGUAUACCCGAGACAAUAAGAUUAUAUAAUAACAGCAAAUUCGGUGUAGAUGUUACAGACCAAAUGGCCAGAAAAUACUCUGUAAAAUAUAAAUCUCGGAGAUGGCCACUACAAGUAUUUUUCAAUAUCCUAGACUUAGCCGGGAUAAAUGCAUGGAUAUUAUAUAAAGAAACAACGGGAAGUCUAAUAUCAAGGCAAAACUUUUUAUUUCAAUUGGGAGAAGAACUUAUAAGCGAAUAUCAAAAAGAGCAACAGCCAGGCAAGGAAGAAGAGCCAGCAAAAGCAGCCAGAAACAUUAGUGCACAAACAAGUGAUCGGAAAACAUGUCAGAUAAGAUAUUGCAAAAAAAAUAAGACAAACAAAUUCUGUCUAAAAUGUAAAAAGUACGUAUGCGGCAAAUGUGCGAUUGAGAAGCCUAUAAUUUGUAAAAAGUGUUGUAUAUAAGGAAUAAAAUGUAGAUGAUUUAUUUUUAAAUAAAAGAAACUAUAUUUUUAAUUAUGAAAUAAUUAUUUUCUUCAUUUUAUAUUAAGAGAUAUAAGUAAUUUCAAAAUCCGUCAUUUGACCGCUCAUGGUAGGAAUAGUUAUACAUGCAAUGCUGGUAGGU